AUGAGGGUAAUUGGGCGCUCAGGGUCUGGGCGCGGAACUAUCUCCAGGGGUUCGGCGUGGGGUGGGUGGACCACGCUCACGAACCUCUCCCCCCGCCCCCCUCUGGGCAGCGCCCGCUCCGGGCUGGGACUGCUGCUGGGCACCGCCGCGGGCCUCGGAUUCCUGUACGCCCUGUACAGACAGCGGUGGAAACGGACCCGGCGCCAUGGCCAGAACCAGCUCCUGCCCAACUCCCUGGACGUCACGCAGACUUCAGGGCCCAGACGCCAGGUGAGGUCAUUGCGAGCGGUCCCAGGGGAGGCUGGAGAUGCUGCGGUGCUGCCCAGCCUUCCACCAGAAGGGCAGGAGAUGGUGCUGGACCGCCUGGACUUCGUGCUGACCAGUCUGGUGGCGCUGCGGCGGGAGGUAGAGGAGCUGAGGAGCAGCCUGCAGGGGCUUGCUGGGCAGAUUGUCGGGGAAUUCCGAUCCCACAUGGAAGAGAACCAGAGAGUGGCUCGGCGGCGAAGGUUCCCGUUUGCCCGAGAGAGGAGUGACUCCACUGGCUCCAGCUCUGUCUACUUCACAGCCACCUCGGGAGGCACGUUCACAGAUGCGGAGAGCGAAGGCGGGAGAGGCUGGCUUCCUUGUCAGCUUUACAGCUGGGAGGUGACUGUCCGAGUAAUUGGCGGCCCAGCAAGUCUGACCACAGGCCUGGCCUAUGGAAGCCGGCAGGACUUUCUCUGGCGCCUGGCCCGGGCCUACAGCGACAUGUGUGAGCUCGCGGAGGAGGUGAGCGAGAAGAAGUCAUAUGCUCAAAAUGGAAAAGAAGAAGCGGAGGCCGCUCUGGAGAAGGGGGAUGAGAGUGCUGACUGCCACCAAUGGUAUGCAGUGCUUUGUGGUCAGCUGGCUGAGCAUGAGGGCAUCCAGAAGCGCAUCCAGAGUGGCUUUAGCUUCAAGGAGCACGUGGACAAAGCUCUUGCUCUCCAGCCAGAAAACCCCAUGGCUCACUUUCUCCUCGGCAGGUGGUGCUACCAGGUUGCUCACCUGAGCUGGCUAGAAAAAAAAACGGCUGCAGCCUUAUUUGAAAGCCCUCCCAGUGCUACUGUGGAAGAUGCCCUGCAGAGCUUCCUGAAGGCUGAAGAACUACAGCCAGGAUUUUCCAAAGCAGGACGGGUAUAUAUUUCCAAGUGCUACAGAGAACUAGGAAAAAACUCUGAAGCUAGACAGUGGGUGAAGCUGGCCAUGGAGCUGCCAGAUGUCACUAGUGAGGAUUCAGCUUUCCAGAAGGACCUGGAAGAAUUGGAAGUCAUCUUAGGACACUAACCACAUUUCAGUGGCCUUCAUGACUUGAGAAAUACCACUACUUAAGGGGGAUGAGAAUCAAGUCUUUUUUUCCCCCCUUAGACCUUGCUUAGAUCAGGAAACUGAGCAAGCCUGGUUAAGGGAGUAUCCUGAAUCCUGGUCUAACCAGUACCUGCUACCUACCAUUCUACUGGUUAAUUCCUUAAUUAAUCUGAAAUUGGGGAUGCACCUGAGGCCUGGGUUUCUGUUGUAUUCUCCCUUAAGUUAAUUCUUGAAAAAAUCAAGACCUAUCCUAGGGCUGAGUGUGGGCAGAGAACUGAAGGCAGCCUUCUAACUGCUGGUAAGAUGAAGGAACUUCAAAGAGUCAUAGAAACCAAACAGAGAACUUGUACUCUCUAAUCUGUCCACUGAUUAUUCAAUCCCAAAUUAUAAAUCACAUCCCACAGGGAAGGGUCAGGGCUGUCCAUGGGAUUGCCCUCUUCUCACCCAUCAUGUGGAUUCUAACUGCAUUCUUGGGCUGAGGGGCUGGACACUUGACUUCUAGUCUUUGCUGCUUUUGGAACAGCAGUGCAUAGGCUUAUGAGACUAUGCAACGAUGAUCUGAGGAGUUGCCUGGAGUAUAUUUUGGUACCAACUUAAAAAUAAACUAAAUUUGAUUAGAA
Messenger RNA from Myotis brandtii (Brandt's bat), 1943 nucleotides. RefSeq names its product regulator of microtubule dynamics 3 (gene RMDN3). Gene Ontology annotation, cellular component: cytoplasm; mitotic spindle pole; spindle microtubule. The transcript has 12 exons. The coding region runs from base 1 to 1302 and encodes 433 amino acids. Gene Ontology annotation, molecular function: microtubule binding. The record is from RefSeq and is a predicted model, not a curated record. Lineage: Eukaryota; Metazoa; Chordata; Mammalia; Chiroptera; Vespertilionidae.